Messenger RNA from Boleophthalmus pectinirostris (great blue-spotted mudskipper), 1215 nucleotides. It is a transcript of the gene cfap157, whose product is annotated as cilia and flagella associated protein 157. Lineage: Eukaryota; Metazoa; Chordata; Actinopteri; Gobiiformes; Gobiidae. The transcript is spliced from 7 exons. Gene Ontology annotation, cellular component: ciliary basal body; cilium. The coding region runs from base 1 to 1215 and encodes 404 amino acids. The record is from RefSeq and is a predicted model, not a curated record. Gene Ontology annotation, molecular function: microtubule binding.
AUGCCCAAAAAAGCGAAGGGAAGUGGUGAUAAAGAAGACCAGGACAAGAAGAUGACAAAGAGAAACUCGGCUUCUGCACCUAAAGACGUGACUGAAGAAAAAGAGAAGAGCAUCUACUUAGCACAAAUUCGAUUCUUGAAUGAAAAGUUGGAAAGAUAUGAGCAGAAAUGCAAUGACCUGGAGGCACAGAAGAAGGACUUAAACCUUAAACACAGCGCCUUGGAGAAGGAAAAGACUGAUAUCAUGGAUUUUCUGAGACGCUCUUUACUGGACAAAGAGGAAGAAGUGGAGAGACUGAGUGAGCGGCUGGAGACUGUUCUGGAAGAAGUUCAGAAAGAACAGGAGGAGAUGCAAGAACAGCACAGUCUACAGAUCGAGCAACUACAAAACAGGACUGAUGAACUAACUGUAGAGAACAAAAGGCUUGUGGAAAAGCUCACCUGUGUGGAGCAGUUCCUAAAUGAAAGAGACCAGAUGAUGGCCAACUUAGACACUCUGAAAAAACAACUUUUUCAUCAAGAAGAGGAGCACAGAGUCAACCUCCAUGAGCGGGACAUACAGGCACUGAUGGACAAGAAAAAGUGGGAGAAGAAACUGGAGGGCCACGUAGCCAAUAUGGAGGCAGAGGUCCAGUCCUUGGUGAACCAGAAGCUCCCAGAGACCACCAGUCUGGCCCUAGAGCAGAACAAGGAGCUAAGGGAGCGUUUUAUCCAGCUAUCGCAGCACACUCAAGAGCUGCUGGAGAGGAACACAGCCCUGCAGAAGAUCAAGACUGGCCUUAAACUGGAUGUGGAAAACUUGGAGCAAAUGUUCAAAGAGGUGUCUCGCAAUAACUGCGUCCAGAAAAGGAUAGUUAAACAGCUAACUGAGAAGUGUACACAGCUACAGACUGAGCUAAACCAGAGUAAACAGAAGCAUCAACAGCUGCACUCGCUGCAUUCACAGAGUAUGGACGAAAUGGAGACACUCAGGAAGGACAGGGCCUCUGUGUUCAAGCAGUGCAAUAAAAAACAAUAUGACAUCAGUCGUCUGGAGGCAGAGUUACAACAGGCGAGGAAGAAGAGGAGCGAGAUGAAGAGCAUCACACAAAAGGGAUGCAUUAUUCUUAAAGAGGCAUUGAUGGAAUUUGAUGUGGAGUAUUCAAAGGAACGGGUUGACCGGUUGAAGCCACUCCUGCAAAAGCUGCUGGUGGUCCUAGAAGCCUCCUCACUCUGA